Portunus trituberculatus (swimming crab) is the source of this 1541-nucleotide messenger RNA. RefSeq names its product cofilin/actin-depolymerizing factor homolog. Gene Ontology annotation, molecular function: actin filament binding. The transcript has 2 exons. Bases 177 to 620 code for a protein of 147 amino acids. Gene Ontology annotation, cellular component: actin cytoskeleton; cytoplasm; actin cortical patch. The record is from RefSeq and is a predicted model, not a curated record. NCBI's taxonomy places the organism in Eukaryota, Metazoa, Arthropoda, Malacostraca, Decapoda, Portunidae. Gene Ontology annotation, biological process: actin filament severing; actin filament fragmentation; cell motility.
AUCUGCAGAAUGUUGUAGGUGUGUAGUCGUGUGACGUGAGACCCUGAGUGCUCCACCUCAGACUCCACCUACUCCACACCGGCUGUUGCUCCACCCACUGGCUGUGUUCAAAAAGCUGAGUUGUGGAAGAAGAUUGAUUCAUCAUCCCCUCAUUACUAAAGUUCUUGAAAUAAGCCAUGGCAUCUGGAGUAACUGUUGCAGAUGGCAUUCAGAAAGCCUACUCUGACAUCAAAACUGGGAAAAAAUAUAGAUAUAUGAUAUUCUAUAUUAAAGAUGAAAAAGAAAUUGAUAUAGAGAAAUUUGGUGAGAGGGAUGAAACCUAUGAUGAUUUCCUGAAUUGUCUUAGCAGUUUGGGACCAGACAAAUGUCGCUAUGGUUUGUAUGAUUUUGAGUAUGAACGCUCUUUCCAAGGAACCUCCGAAUCAAAAAUGAACAAACUUAUUCUUAUGUCUUGGUGCCCUGAUACUGCCAAAAUUAAGACCAAAAUGCUUUAUUCCACUAGCUUCAGUGCUCUCAAACAGGCACUGGAAGGCAUACAGAAGUACAUACAAGCAACUGACAUGUCUGAAGCUUCCUAUGAAAGUGUCUUAGAGAAGUGCACUGCUUCAGACCGUGCUUGAGUCUACCAUUAGAGAGAAUUUUUGUAUCAACAUCCAAAGCACUAAAGAUUCAGCUCAACAAGGCCUCUUUAGUGCCUCAACUGCACAACCUGCUAAUUUGUUGUUUUGCAGGGAUUUUAUUUCAUGAUUGAGAAAAAAAAAAAAAAGUUUGCCAGACUCUACACUAGCUUCUGACUAGUAAUGCCAUCAUAUUUAGUGUUAAUAAUCCAUUAUUCAUAUGACACCUUUGGUAUGUGUCUCACCUUUGAUAUGCCCAGGGUAUUGCAAAGACAUUCCAGUAUAUUCAGAAUUUUGAAAAAAAUUAUUCAUACACUAAAGAUUUCUGCAUAAAAUAUCCAGUGUAAAUUUGUAGAUUUAUUUGGAAGAUUAUAUGAUAAAAUAUGGUUAUGCACUGUACAUCUGCCAUAACAUACAUUAUUGGCAGCUUGACAUUCCAUCAGUGUUGCUGUUCUCAACAUUGAACACCUUUUACAUUUCAUUGUAAGCAUUCCACAUGCAAUUACAUGUGUAUCUUAAGGUGUAGGUGCUUUCUCUCUCUCUCUCUCUCUCUCUCUCUCUCUCUCUCUCUCUCUCUCUCUCUCUCUCUCUCUCUCUCACAAAAAUUGUGUUGAUCUUGUACUUUAUUGAAGUAUAUCAAAUUUAUCCAUUGUGUGUAAUUAGUUUCAUUUAUGUACAUGAAAUUAUUCAAACUAUUGGAACUAUUGGAGGACUUGACUUACGUUGUUCAACUGUAAUGUGUGUACUGCUUUAUUUCAAUGAGAUACUCAAUCUGAUAUUUUCUUGUUAUGAAAUAUAUCACUAUGAGAAAUCUUACUAAUGCAUAUGUUGAUUUUUGCUUGUGCAUAUUAUUUUAUAAGAAUGCAUUAAUUCAUCUUCCACAUCAGUGUAAGAGCAAUCAUAGUAAAUAAAAUGUUGUAUGUU